Molecule: messenger RNA, 3012 nt
Organism: Saimiri boliviensis boliviensis (Bolivian squirrel monkey)
Lineage: Eukaryota; Metazoa; Chordata; Mammalia; Primates; Cebidae
Source: RefSeq, a predicted model, not a curated record
GGCGCGGUGACGUGCGCCUGCGCUCACUGGAGGACAAGGCGGAAGCGGAAGUCGGGGGGCGCGCCAGCUCGGAGCAGGGAGCGCCCGCGGCGUCGGGUCUGGGCUGGAGGUCGCCAUGGGGCGAGGCAGCGGCACCUUCGAGCGUCUCCUAGACAAGGCAACCAGCCAGCUCCUGCUGGAGACAGACUGGGAGUCCAUUCUGCAGAUCUGUGACCUGAUCCGGCAAGGGGACACACAAGCAAAAUAUGCCGUGAAUUCCAUCAAGAAGAAAGUCAAUGACAAGAACCCACACGUGGCCUUGUACGCCCUGGAGGUUAUGGAGUCUGUGGUGAAGAACUGUGGCCAGACCGUUCAUGAUGAGGUGGCCAACAAGCAGACCAUGGAGGAGCUGAAGGAUCUGCUGAAGAGACAAGUGGAGGUGAGCGUCCGUAACAAGAUCCUGUACCUGAUCCAGGCGUGGGCCCACGCCUUCCGCAACGAGCCCAAGUACAAGGUGGUGCAGGACACCUACCAGAUCAUGAAGGUGGAGGGACACGUCUUUCCAGAAUUCAAAGAGAGCGAUGCCAUGUUUGCUGCCGAGAGAGCCCCGGACUGGGUGGACGCUGAGGAAUGUCACCGGUGCAGGGUGCAGUUUGGGGUGAUGACCAGAAAGCACCAUUGCCGAGCGUGUGGGCAGAUCUUCUGCGGGAAGUGUUCCUCCAAGUACUCCACCAUCCCCAAGUUCGGCAUCGAGAAGGAGGUGCGCGUGUGUGAGCCCUGCUACGAGCAGCUGAACAAGAAAGCGGAAGGAAAGGCCACCUCCACCACCGAGCUGCCCCCCGAGUACCUGACCAGCCCCCUGUCUCAGCAGUCCCAGCUGCCGCCCAAGAGGGAUGAGACAGCCCUGCAGGAGGAGGAGGAGCUGCAGCUGGCUCUGGCGCUGUCCCAGUCGGAGGCGGAGGAGAAGGAGAGGCUGAGACAGAAGUCCACAUACACCUCCUACCCCAAGGCGGAGCCCGCGCCCUCAGCCUCCUCCGCGCCCCCCACGAGCAGCCUGUACUCUUCACCUGUGAACUCGUCGGCUCCCCUGGCUGAGGACAUUGACCCUGAGCUUGCACGGUACCUCAACCGGAACUACUGGGAGAAGAAGCAGGAGGAGGCUCGCAGGAGCCCCACGCCGUCUGCACCUGUGCCCCUUGCAGAGCCGGCCACCCAGCCCGGGGAGGGACACGCAGCCCCCGCCAGUGUCGUGGAGAACCCCCUCCCGGAGACAGACCCGCAGCCCAUUCCUCCCUCUGGUGGCCCCUUUAGUGAGCCACAGUUCCACAACGGUGAGUCCGAGGAGAGCCACGAGCAGUUCCUGAAGGCGCUGCAGAACGCUGUCACCACCUUCGUGAACCGCAUGAAGAGCAACCACAUGCGCGGGCGCAGCAUCACCAACGACUCGGCCGUGCUCUCGCUCUUCCAGUCCAUCAACGGCAUGCACCCGCAGCUGCUGGAGCUGCUCAACCAGCUGGACGAGCGCAGGCUGUACUACGAGGGGCUGCAGGACAAGCUGGCCCAGAUCCGCGAUGCCCGGGGGGCGCUGAGUGCCCUGCGUGAAGAGCACCGGGAGAAGCUUCGCCGGGCGGCCGAGGAGGCAGAGCGCCAGCGCCAGAUCCAGCUGGCCCAGAAGCUGGAGAUCAUGCGUCAGAAGAAGCAGGAGUACCUGGAGGUGCAGAGGCAGCUGGCCAUCCAGCGCCUGCAGGAGCAGGAGAAGGAGCGGCAGCUGCGGCUGGAGCAGCAGAAGCAGACGGUCCAGAUGCGUGCGCAGAUGCCCGCUUUCCCCCUGCCCUACGCCCAGCUCCAGGCCAUGCCUGCAGCCGGAGGCGUGCUCUAUCAGCCCUCGGGACCCGCCAGCUUCCCCAGCACCUUCAGCCCUGCAGGCUCUGUGGAGGGUUCCCCCAUGCACGGCGUGUACAUGAGCCAGCCGGCCCCUGCUGCCAGCCCCUACCCCAGCAUGCCCGGCACCGCAGCAGAUCCCAGCAUGGUGAGCGCCUACAUGUACCCAGCAGGGGCCACUGGGGCACAGGCGGCCCCCCAGGCCCAGGCCGGGCCCACUGCCAGCCCUGCCUACUCAUCCUAUCAGCCGACUCCUACAGCGGGCUACCAGGUAUGCAGGCAAGGCCACUCCCCACCUCCAGGGCCAGCCCAGCCCCUUCUCCCAUGGCACCCAUUCCCCCUGCAGAAUGUGGCCUCCCAGGCCCCGCAGAGCCUCCCGGCCAUCUCUCAGCCUCCGCAGUCCAGCACUAUGGGCUACAUGGGGAGCCAGUCGGUCUCCAUGGGCUACCAGCCUUACAACAUGCAGAAUCUCAUGACCACCCUCCCGAGCCAGGACACAUCCCUGCCACCCCAGCAGCCCUACCUCGCGGGGCAGCAGCCCAUAUACCCGCAGAUGGCAGCCUCCGGCGGUCCCCCCCAGCAGCAGCCCCCCGUGGCACCGCAGCCGCCGGCACAGGGGCCUCCGGCACAGGGCAGCGAGGCCCAGCUCAUCUCAUUCGACUGACCCAGGCCAUGCUCCCGUCCAGAGUAACACUACAGUCCACCCAAAACGCCUCGUCUCUAACUGCCGCCAUCCCGCACCCCCAUCCUCUCCUGCCGCUAGUGCCCCUUCUCUGAGUGAGGGGCCUUCACCCCGAGCCCGCCUCCCUCCCUGUCCUCAGCCCACCGCAGUCGCCGAGUUGGUUUCUGCCUCCUUUCCCCAGGGCUGGGCCAUGGGGAGGGAAGGAGGGAGGGCAGCCCCCAUCCUGUGGGUCAUGGUCUGGAGAGGCGGCAGGAAUGGGGACCCUCAGCCCCCCAUGCAGCCUGUGCCCUCUGGCCCCACUGUGAGCUGGGCUGUGGUGUCUGGGUGUGGCCUGGGGUGCCCUCUGCAGGGGCCUCUCGGCUGCCACAGCCAAGGGUGGACGCUUCAGGUCUCCAGCUUCUCUGCUUCUCAGCUGUCAUCUCCAGUGCCCCAGAAUGGAACAGUGAUAAUAAAAUGUAUUUCAGAAAGCA